Molecule: messenger RNA, 471 nt
Organism: Rhipicephalus sanguineus (brown dog tick)
Lineage: Eukaryota; Metazoa; Arthropoda; Arachnida; Ixodida; Ixodidae
Exons: 5
Coding region: 1-471 (156 amino acids)
Source: RefSeq, a predicted model, not a curated record
AUGGCAGCCAAGGAGUCGGAGGCAGCCAACCGCAACAGUGAUGUGCUGGAGGAGUGCGAAGACAACAUUGACCCUGGUCUCCGUCAUGUGCAUUUAAAACUCAACUGGGUCACUUUCCCGCAGUGCAUGAACGGAUACAACCUUGUGUCAAGAUUCUUUGGCUUCCGGCACCAGCUGCGCCAGCACAAGAUAGCAGCAUACAUUCCGGAUGUCACCGACCUUUCGAGCUGGGUAAAUAGCCGCAAAACCUCCGACGAGAUCACCAUGGGACUGGCAAGUGUCAGCCUAAUCUUCGACGUCCUCCUCUUCACUGGAGCAGCAAGGGAGAGCGGCGCUACGAUCCAACUCGCAGGCCUCUGGGGUUCCAUCGACUGCGUCGUUGACGCCGUGAUUGGUUUCCUGUCGGCGAACUACACCCCUCCUGCCUUCGUAAGAAAUUAUAUGUACACCCCAGCAUGCCUCCAUUUAUAA